Molecule: messenger RNA, 1821 nt
Organism: Sphenostylis stenocarpa
Lineage: Eukaryota; Viridiplantae; Streptophyta; Magnoliopsida; Fabales; Fabaceae
Source: the annotation of a GenBank genome assembly
AUGUAUCUGACAGGAAGAGGACGUAAAGGGUGUAUCUGGAGGAAGGAGUAUGAGGACCUUAUUCGUAAAAUCACGAAUGCAGCACAAAAUUCGAUUCCGCUUGUAGGAGAAUUUGCCAUCUUCUCAAAUACACAGAUUGGUAAUCAUCCAACCAUAAUUAAGGGGUUUGUGGAAUCAGCUACUAAAGCUUUGGAAGGAAAUACAGUUGCUCCUAAUAAUAAUUUAUGCAAAUAUGUUGACGCAGCCAAAGAAGUUGUUAGUUGUGAAUAUGAAUACGGCACUGGUUGGGGUAAAGAGGUGGGUUGGGUGUAUGGAUCAACAUCAGAAGAUAUGCUUACUGGGCUGAAAAUCCACACAAAAGGUUGGAGAUCUGAACUGUGUUCACCAGACCAUAUACCCUUCAUGGGUUGCUCACCUCAAGAUAUCCCAAGUCUAAUGGGUCAACAAAAGCGAUGGGUUUCAGGCUUGCUUGCUAUUCUCUUCAGCAACCACUGUCCAAUUUUUGGAACCCUAUUUGGUAAGCUCCAAUUCAGAGAGUGCUUGGGCUAUCUUUGGUGCCUCAGUUGGGGCUUAAGACCUGUUCCUGAAUUAUGCUACACUCUUCUCCCUGCCUAUUGCAUCAUCAACAACUCUACUUUCUUGCCCAAGGAACUUGGACAAUGGGCUCCUACCACUUUGUUUGUGGUUUACAAUGUAACUAACUACUCUUGUGGAGUAUUUGGGAACAGGGUUAUCAAUUCGAACAUGGUGGAACGUUCAAAGAAUGGCAAGGAUAACCACAACGAGUGCUUGCGAUUAGGAAUAUCUGACACUGUGUUUGAGAUAACAAAAAAAGAACAACCAUCAUCCAAUGAGAAGGCUAAUGAAAACAAUGGUAGAUUCAUUUUCGACAAGACUCCAAUGUUUGUGUCUGGCACAACUAUUUUGCUUAUUCAACUCACAGCACUGGUUACCAAGUGUUUGGGAUGGCAACGACAAGUUGGAAAUGGUGAUGGAUCUGGUGUGGCGGAAGUGCUAAGUUGUUCAUAUUUGGUUGUGUGCUCCUGGCCAUUUUUGAAAGGGUUAUUUGGGAAAGGAAAAUAUGGCAUUCCCUUAUCCACUAAGGAAGCGAACGAUAGUGCAGAAGAAGAUAGCUUCUUAGCUGUUAACAGUGUUCGUUUACCAUUGCGGACUUCAUUUUCUCUCUUCUUUCUCUCUGCAAAGCACAACCCCCAUAACAUACACUGCAGAGUUCAGUGUGCAGAGUUUGAGAGAGAAAUGGGUUCGAAUUGUGGUGGCGUUGUGGUGAGGUUUGGUUUGUGGGUGGUGGCGCUGUCCAUUGCAGGGUACAUAGUGGGUCCCCCUCUCUACUGGCACCUCAUUGAACUCCUCAACCAUUCUUCUUCUUCUUCUUCUUGCGCUCCUUGCCUCUGUGAUUGUUCUUCCCAACCCAUCAUUUCUAUUCCCCAAGCGCUUAGCAACUCUUCUUUUGAAGCUUGUGCAAAGCACAAUCCAAAGGUGGAUGGAGACACCGAAAAGAAUGUAGCGGAGUUACUGUCAGAAGAACUAAAUCUCCGGGAAACUGAAGCUUUGAAAAAUCAGCAUCGUGCUGACAUGGCUCUGCUGGAAUCUAAGAAGAUUGCAUCUCAGUAUCAAAAAGAAGCAGACAAGUGUAAUUCAGGAAUGGAGACAUGUGAAGAAGCCAGGGAAAAGGCUGAGAUGGCCUUAUUGGCCCAGAAGAAACUCUCUGCAUUGUGGGAACUGAGAGCUCGUCAGAAAGGAUGGAAAGAAGGGCUUUCCAAAUCUAAUACUCACUCUAAAGGGAAAGUACACACUGCUUAG